Chanos chanos (milkfish) is the source of this 1278-nucleotide messenger RNA. RefSeq names its product DnaJ (Hsp40) homolog, subfamily C, member 30a (gene dnajc30a). The record is from RefSeq and is a predicted model, not a curated record. Bases 262 to 1011 code for a protein of 249 amino acids. The transcript has a single exon. NCBI's taxonomy places the organism in Eukaryota, Metazoa, Chordata, Actinopteri, Gonorynchiformes, Chanidae.
ACAAAAGACUUGGACAUUACACAAGCAUGCCAGAGGAUCACCAAAAAUCAUUUUGUAAUACAGAGCCAAGGAACGUUUUGCAGGACUGCCGAUGAAGAGCUCUUUGCCGUGAAGGCGAGAGAUGUAUCACUGACAGAUACUCAGUCGGGUAUUUCACAUGAGAACUUGUUGGACAGUAUCAGCAAAGCAUGGAGCAGUGAGGGCAGGUUGUUCAGAUCUACGAACUUCACUGAACCUCUUUCUGUUGCUAGAGUUCAUACGAUGCCGGCUCGGACCUUAAGAUCAAGGAGAAGUGGAAUCCAGCCAAUACUGACAGCUAUCUACCAUGGUAGCACUCACAGAGUAAGACGUGAACACAUGAGAUUCCUUACUACAAGAUCAUUUUAUCAGCGGUCUCUCCUUUUUCGACCAACAAAUUCUGUGAUAUCUGAAAGAGCAUUUAGCGGGACGUACACAGACGAUAGUACAGAAAUGCCACUACACAAAACGAAGUCAGCGUAUUAUGACAUUUUGGGUGUAUCGCCAAGCGCUACUCAAGCGCAGAUCAAGACUGCUUACUAUAAGCAGUCGUUCUUAUAUCAUCCGGACAAGAACGCCGGCAGCGAGGAGUCCGCUUUCCGCUUCUCCCAAAUUAGCGAAGCGUACAACGUGCUCGGCAAUAAGAGUCUGCGAAGGAAAUACGACCGUGGGAUUUUAAGCCAUACAGACGUACACGGAGCAAACAGGCCCUCGACUGCCGCACCCUCAGCUUCAAAGCCUCAGAAACGAUCCCAUCACUCUCCCUCAGUUGGGAUCGACAGUCAGAACAUCUUUGACUUCGACAAAUUCUAUCGGGCUCAUUAUGGCGAACAGCUUCAAAGAGAGAGAGAUCUGCGGACGCGUAGAGAAGAAUUUCUAAAAAAGAAGGAACAAGGUUAUCAGGACUGGAAAUUGGGUAGAAUGACAGAAAUGGCCGUGGGAAUGCUUCUUGCUAUAGCGGUGGCUAUGUUGUUUAGUUUAAAAUCUAAGUAAUAUCAUUAAUAGAGAGUGUACUGUAACGGGACUAACGUGCAACCCAGAACACAUGCUCACAUUUUUGGUCAGAAACAUUUGAAAUUUGCCUUAAAUACUGGACACUGCAAACAUGAAUGACUGUCCAGUGUACACUUGGUUCAGUGACCGUUUAAAAAUAUCCUGUAUUUGUGACAUUGUUGUCUCACCCCUAAUUUAUUAUGAGAGUACUGUAUUUUUUUCAAGAGGGAACGGUGCCUAACAUGAAAAAUGAGCUACUGCAUAGGU